GGUAAAUUACAGAGAUUGAAGUGCACACGCUGCGCACAUCCGAGCACUAUUUGCAGACACGCGACUAUGGGAAGGAGUAUUUCUCGGUCGCCGUCUUACCCUAGGAGGAGAUCAUCUCGGUCGCGGUCACCCGUAAAUCACCGCUAUGCCAACCAUAGAAGCCGCCGGGACCAUAGCCGUUCACCUUACUCUAGCAGGAGAAGAAGUCGUUCGCCACCUUUAAGACACAGGAGAAGCCGUUCCCCUACACCCAAACGCCAUAGGAGAAGACAAAGUCGGAGUUCUUCCUUGGAUUCUCCAUCACCCAAGUCUCGUAGUCCUAGUAUUCAAUCAGCUGAUCUUAAAAGUGCAGUAGAGAAACUUAAAAAGGAAGAAGAAGAAAAGAAAAGACUUCAACUAGAGGCUGAGCUCAAGCAGUUAGAAGAGGAGACAGCAAACAGAUUGGAGGAAGAAAUAAGGAAAAGGGUUGAGGAGAAGUUGGCUUCUGACGAAGUUAAACUGGAAAUUGAAAAACGAGUGGAAGAAGGUCAGAGAAAACUGUUUGAGGAUGUUGAAGCUCAACUGAGAAAAGAAAAAGAAGAUGCUCUCAAUGAGGCAAGGCGAAAAGAAGAGCAAGCAAGGAAAGAGAGAGAUGAACUGGACAAGAUGCUGGAGGAGAACCGGAGGAGGGUGGAAGAGGCCCAGAGAAAGGCUCUCGAACUUCAGCGUAAAGAGGAUGACCGACUUCGUGAGUUGGAGCUCAUCCAAAGACAAAGAGGUGCUUGGCUUAGUAGAGAUAAGCAGCAGCAGCUCUAAUUUGGUGGCUUAAUGAGCUGGAAUCUGUUUAUUGUACAACACUGGAAUCUAUUUUUUGUACAACUGACGCUCAUUUAUAAAGACGCAACAAAUAUAUAUCCGAAACUAUAGAUAGAUUGCGACCUCAUUAGGCUUUGUAUUUGUUCCCUCAUUUCAAUUUUUUUUGUACAAACAAGGUGUGGAAAUCAGAAAAAGUGACUCAAUUUCUCAAGGAUGAUGGUUUUUCCGUUCAUUAUAUAACCUAUGCAUAUAUAACUUCAAAAGUAUAGGCCAAAAUCUGAUAUGCAAUACCAAAUUCCUUCGAAUUAGUAAUAUUACUAGUAAUCUAGUAUAAUGUAAGUUUGACUGUCUUUUACCGAUGGUUUCAAAUUUUCAACCAACUGAACCGAACUAGGGAACCUCCAGUUUCAAUCUGAAAGUACUAUGUAGGGGUGGACGCGGGCCGGGCGGCCCGGAACCGGCCCGACCCGGUUACUGUUUGGCCCGGCCCGGUCCAGGGCCCGGUUUUUGGUGAACCGGCCUGGCCGGUUCGGGCCGGUUUUUUUUUUUUUUUUGAAUUUUGAAUUUUUUUUAAGUUUUGGGUUGGAUUAGGUAUUUUGGGCCAUUUGAGGUGGUUUGGGGUUGAGGGGGAGGGGUUGGGGGUUAAAUAGAAGAGCCAAAAAAAAAAAAAUAGAACCGGUUAGGCCCAGCCCGGCCCGGCCCGGUUUGGCCCGGACCCGGAACCGCCCACCGGCGGUUCGGGUUCAGGCCCAGCUUUCCUGGCCCGAGGCCCGGCCGGGCCCAGGCCCGAACCGGGCCCAAACCGGCCCGAGUCCAGGCCUAGUACUAUGCAAUUCAAAU
Molecule: messenger RNA, 1635 nt
Organism: Cuscuta epithymum
Lineage: Eukaryota; Viridiplantae; Streptophyta; Magnoliopsida; Solanales; Convolvulaceae
Source: the annotation of a GenBank genome assembly